AUGGCCGGCGCGGCCGAGCUUCGACGGCGGGGAGUACGAGCAGCAGCAGAAGCAGGCGCUGCUGGCAGUGAUCGUGCAUCCCUACUCGCGCAUGGGCGGCUCGCAGGCCGUUACACAGGGCCUGGCGGAAUGCCUUUGUCUGCGCGGGUUCAAGUGAGUUUCCGAGCAUUUGCCUUCGAGUCUUCUGAGGCUAAAUCAGUAGCAGGCGUUGCUGCUGGCGGCGACGCGCUGCAGGACCGGGUUGCGGAAUGCCGCCUUGCCUCCACGGGUUUAAGUAUCGUGGUGACGUUCGACCUGCGGGGCGCGGGCAGGUCGACGGGGCACGCAUCGUUCACGGGCGAGCCCGAGGUGGCGGACGUCAUGGCCGUGUGCCGCUGGGCGGGGGAGAAGUACGCCCAACGCAUACUGCUGCUGGGGUCGUCCGCAGGAGCCUCCGCUGCUGGCUCGGCGCUGCUGCACUGCCCGCAGGUGGACCUGUAUGGCAUCGGCUUCCCCUGGCCCCACACCCACCCUUGUUUCUCUCCCAUUCUUUUCCCCUUCAUCCCCUCCCUCCGCCCCCCACUUCAUCCCCUCUCUCCCCAUCUGCAGGAGCGCCCAUUGCAGGCCCAGCCCUGCAGCACUGCCCGCAGGUCGACCUGCUCAGCCCUGCCGCACUGCCCCCAAGUCGACCUGUACGUGGGCGUGGGCUACACCUUUGGCUUCUUCUCCUCGCUGCUCUUCGGUUCGCAUUUCUCCACCGUGCUCGCCUGGCCGGGCCCCAAGCUCUUCAUCAUGGGCGCUAAAGACGAGUUCACGAGCAUUAAGCAGCUGGAGGCGCGGGUGGGGAAGGCGGUGGGCGUGGCGAAGGUGAGCAUUGUGGAGGGCGUGGGGCACUUUGGGCUGGAGGGGCCCGCGUAUGACGAGGAGGUGGCCAAGCGCGUGGGGGAGUUUGUCGUUGAGAACGCCGGUGGUGGUGUUGCUGCUGGUGGUGCUGCUGGUGGCGGUGGUGGAGAAGGGGGUUCUGGUGGGGAGGAGGGGAUCAAGGAGAGGAUCGCGGCGCUUGCGUCCUCCCCGCUCCUCCCCCUCGCCCUCCCGCACCUACCUCUUUCCGCCCUCUCUCCCGGCAAAGCCUGCCCCUCCGCGGCCCUCCCCUCGCGCGCAUGUCCCCCGCAAGCCUGCGCCAGUGCAUCUCGAGGUUCCUCAUGCGCGUCCCCUUUCCCCCCUUCCCCCCACCUCUCCCUCUCUCCCCCCUCUCAACCACACCUUCUCGCGCGCCUCCCGCCACGUCCAUGUGCCCACUACCUUCUUUCCACGAGCCCCUCUCCCCCCAGCAUGCGCCAGUGCGUUAUAGGCCGCCUGCGCCAGUGCAUUGCUCCGCGGGUGGCGUGCGGAUUCGCCUCCAGCAGCGACGAUGAGGGGGAGGGGGGCGACGCUGGGCACCCCAGGGGGCGCGGAAGGAGGGGGGGCGGAGGGGGGAAGGGGAAGGGGAGGCGCGGAGCACCCGGGGGGCAUGGUGGCGCGGGGGGGAGCUCCCGCCACCCGUCCCUGCGGAUUGGCCCGCCAAUGGACGUGCGCCAGGUGGCAUAUCCACACGAGCCUGCCACGUUGGACCCCCUGAAUGGCGGCCUGGGGGCCAUGGGCAUGGGCAUGGGGAUGGGGAUGGGGAUGGGGAUGGGGAUGGGGAUGGGGGGAGUGCAGGGACAGCUGGUGACGCUGGCGCUGCCGAUAGUGAGCUACAGCAGGUGCGUGGCUCUGCCUGUCUGGAGUCCACAAUGGUUCCUCCUCUCUCUCGCUCUCCUCCUGCCCACCACUUCAUCCUUCCCCACCAUCCACUCCACUGCUGCUCUCCCUCACAUCUAUCACUCUCUGCCCCACUAUACCAACACCCCCAACCCCCUCCACUCUCCGGCUCUGUGUGGGCAGCAAGAUAGCGCUGGGCGUGGUUGGGGAGGCCCCUCCUGUGCCAACAUCUCUCCAACAUUCCAUGGCAUGCCUCCCCAACCCCCCCCAUCCCCUCCCCCCUUUCCCUCCCCCUUUCCCUCCCCCCUUUCCCUCCCCCCUUUCCCUCCCCCUUUCCCUCCCCCUUUCCCUCCCCCUUUCCCUCCCCCUUUCCCUCCCCCUUUCCCUCCCCCUUUCCCUCCCCCUUUCCCUCCCCCUUUCCCUCCCCCUUUCCCUCUCCCUUCCUUUCCCUCCCCCUUUCCCUCCCCCUUUCCCUCCCCCUUUCCCUCCCCCUUUUGUUAG
Closterium sp. NIES-65 is the source of this 2220-nucleotide messenger RNA. NCBI's taxonomy places the organism in Eukaryota, Viridiplantae, Streptophyta, Zygnematophyceae, Desmidiales, Closteriaceae. The record is from the annotation of a GenBank genome assembly.